GGAAUCAUAUUUACGAAAUACGGAAAGGAGAAACACCUUUUUGGCCAGGAUUAGUCAGAAUUGGACAAUUCAUCCGGUUCGUAGUUAUUCUGAACGGACUGGUUUAUAACUUUAGUGUCUGUUUGUGAUAAUAUUCCCGUUUAAGCUCGCAGUUAUCCAAGUUAAUAAUUAACAGGCUGGAAGAUGCAAAGUUACGCAGAGGUGAUGAGAGCCUUUGUAGAGAAUCACGCGAGCGCGCUCACAGUUGCUUUUGUUGCAGGGGCAGGCGUGCUGGCCUUGCAGAGGUGGCUGGCUGGGGGAGUGUGUCGGAGCAAGGUCAGGCUGGAUGGGAAAACAGUCCUGAUCACGGGGGCCAACACUGGCAUUGGGAAGGAGACGGCGCUGGACAUGGCUCAGCGAGGGGCCAGAGUGAUCCUAGCCUGCAGGGACAUGACCAGAGCCCGCAUUGCAGCUGACGACAUCCGGCAGCAGAGUGGAAACGGCAACGUGGUGGUGAAGAAACUGGACCUCUCCUCGCUGCAGUCUGUCAGAGACCUGGCCAAAGAUGUCCAGGAGAAUGAGGAACGCUUGGACAUCCUCAUCAACAAUGCAGGUAUCAUGAUGUGUCCUAAGUGGAAGACUGAGGAUGGCUUUGAAAUGCAGUUCGGCGUGAACCACCUGGGACAUUUUCUCCUCACGAACUGUCUCCUUGACCUGCUGAAGAAGUCCGCUCCGAGUCGCAUUGUCAUCGUGUCCAGCCUGGCACACGAGAAGGGCCGUAUACACUUUGACGACAUCAACCUUGAUAAAGACUACCACCGUGAAAAGAGCUACCGCCAAAGCAAGCUGGCCAAUGUGCUCUUCGGCAGAGAACUGGCUGCGAGGCUGCAAGGCACUGGUGUGACUGUGUACAGUCUUCACCCUGGGGUCAUCCGCACCGAGUUAGGCCGCCACUUGUUCCCCAGUUUAGCCCUGUGGAAGAGGAUCAUCGCCAUGCCAUUUUUAAUGCUGAUCAAAAGUCCCCGUCAAGGAGCUCAGACCACCAUCUACUGCGCUGUGGACGAGAGCCUGGCGAACACCAGCGGCCUCUACUACAGUGACUGCGCCCCCAAAACGCCGGCCCCGCAGGCUCUGGAUGAUGCCGCAGCCAAGAGGCUGUGGGACCUCAGCGCGUCCAUGGUCGGUCUGGCUUAAACACAACAGCCUGCCCUGCUUUUAUCACCCAUCCCUCCUGUUGAAGGCACUGUUGUUUACACGGGUGGAUAAAGCACAGCAAUUUGUUUUGUUAUCUAAUGCAGAAGGGUAUUACACUAAUAAGGUUAAACAAAUCUUUUAGACCUAAAAUGACUCGCUGAUUUGCUGAAAUGUUUGCAUUAUUUAAUCUCAGACUCCAGUCAGUUGUUUGACUAUUACACUUAGAUUAUGCAUAUUCUAUAUAUUAUUGUAUAUAUAUAAAAUAUGUUUUUUUUAUGCUUUAUUAUGGUGUCCUAAUCAAAAGAGGCAAUACUUGCUGUGUAAUCUAUCGUCUUGGUUGAUGCACUUUAAUGUAUUUUAAUGAGAAAUUGCUUUCAUACAUUUAACUUUGAUUUGUUCCACAAGUUCAAAGAGACAUUGAACACUUAAAGCUUGUUGCUUUUAUUCAUUGUAUUGCACAACAACGGCCAACAUACAGUAAAAUGAUUGCUUAAUCAAUUCUGUAUCCACCUCGCUGCAGAAACACAGCCAUAAACACAUGUCAAGCAAUACUACAUUUUCCUAUGAACUACAAGAAAGGAAGCUGAGAGGCUGUAUGUGUGAAGAAGAGGUAGAAAGUGUUGACGUAGUGCCUGAGGUGUUACGGAAAGUGGCCUUAUGUGCCAGCAAAGUGGUGAGAGGAGUGCUGCACUUCAGAGGGGAGAGGAUCCUCCACCUGGUGUAGAAAGGGAGUGGACGCCUUGGGGGCAGAGAGCAGUUAGGAAGCAGCCAGUAGAUCCAGAAGAGUCGACAGCUCACUGAGUGUCCUCCUGUGUGUGUGUGUACGUUUGUGUGUGUUGCUGUUUACAGAGUUCAUAAUUCUGUGCCUUUGUUGACUGAAUUUACUCAAAAUGAACAGUACAGAAAUGUAGAAUGGGAACCAUGAGCGAUGGUAUAUUUCUGGCAAUAAACGUCUGAUUGAAAGUGAGGUUUUUUCCUGGGCAGUUAUUAAAUAACAGGUACAAUAAGUAAAACUCCUAUAGAUUUGUAUUUAUGGAAGAUUGGCUAUAAAAGAA
Chelmon rostratus (copperband butterflyfish) is the source of this 2228-nucleotide messenger RNA. RefSeq lists its product as uncharacterized. The transcript is spliced from 7 exons. The coding region runs from base 184 to 1173 and encodes 329 amino acids. Lineage: Eukaryota; Metazoa; Chordata; Actinopteri; Chaetodontiformes; Chaetodontidae. The record is from RefSeq and is a predicted model, not a curated record.